AAGGAGAUGAACAACCACAACAGCAGCAUCUCGGACUUCAUCCUACUAGGUCUCUCUUCUAACCCCCAGAUGCAGAAACCCCUUUUUGCCAUCUUCUUCAUCAUGUACCUGGUCACUGUGGGGGGGAAUGUGCUCAUCAUCCUGGCCAUCCACUCUGACUCCAGGCUCCACACCCCCAUGUACAUUUUCCUCAGCAUCUUAUCAUUUAUGGAUAUCUGCUUCACAACAGUCAUUGUGCCCAAGAUGCUAGUGAACUUGCUCUCAGAGACAAAAACCAUCUCUUACACAGGAUGUCUCAUUCAGAUGUACUUCUUCAUAGCUUUAGCAAACACUGACAGUUACCUACUGGCCUCCAUGGCCAUUGACAGACUGGUGGCCAUCUGCAACCCUUUACAUUAUGAUGUGGUGAUGAGGCCACAACGCUGUCUCUUCAUGCUCCUGGGCUCUUGUACCAUCUCCCACCUGCAUGCCCUGUUCCGUGUCCUUCUCAUGUCUCGCCUCUCAUUCUGUGCCUCCCAUGUCAUUAAGCACUUUUUCUGUGACACCCAACCUGUGCUGAAGCUCUCCUGCUCUGACACAUCCUCCAGCCAGAUUGUAGUCAUGACUGAGACCCUGGCUGUCAUCGUGACCCCCUUCCUAUGCAUCCUCUUCUCUUACUUGAGAAUCAUUGUCACUGUGCUCAGGAUCCCCUCUGCAGCUGGAAAAUGGAAAGCCUUCUCUACUUGUGGCUCCCACCUCACUGUAGUGGCCCUGUUCUAUGGGAGUGUCAUCUAUGUCUACUUUAGACCUCUGUCCAUGUACUCAGUGGUGAAAGACCGGGUAGCCACCGUUAUGUACACAGUAGUGACUCCUAUGAUGAAUCCUUUCAUAUAUAGCCUGAGGAACAAAGAUAUGAAGAGAGGUUUGAGGAAGUUAAGAGACAGACUUCACUCACAGAAAUGUCAAUUCUGA
Cricetulus griseus (Chinese hamster) is the source of this 951-nucleotide messenger RNA. NCBI's taxonomy places the organism in Eukaryota, Metazoa, Chordata, Mammalia, Rodentia, Cricetidae. The record is from RefSeq and is a predicted model, not a curated record.